AUGCACGCACCUUCGCCAGGCAGCACGCGAACUUCGUGUAAUCUACGUCAAACUCCGAAGAAUAAGAAGAAGAAGAAGAAGAAGAAGAAGAAGAACAUAUCCUCAUCCGCCGGCGUCAGUCGCAUCGAAGCCAAAAACCUCCCCCCCGGAUCCUCUCGUCGGCAUAGUUGGGCGUGGCGUGGCCUACCCAGUCCAGAUGUCGCACUCAAGCCCCCCAAAUGCACACGAUCUGUCCAAGGCCAGAGGAGCGCCGCCGACGAUGGCUUCGUCUCCAAACCAGUACCAAGACUAUCAACUCUCCCCAUCCCUCCGGAAGCUCUCCCUCAGCCGCGCCGCCUCUCCAUCACCAAGUCUCGCACUCACUCGCGCUCUUCGACACCGACACUGCUUCGGAAAGCCUCGAUGAACUCCCAGCAUGGCGUGGGUGGCGCCAGCGUGACACCUUCGCGAAAUUCUUCCUCCUCGCGCCAAUCCACCGGCGCGCAGUUCACCAACGCUUCUGCCCUGGUGGGCAAGUCCCCCCUCUCCGAGAUCGAGGACCAGGUGCCAGCGCCCCCAAAAUAUACCGCGGCGAGCAUUGCAAGCAAUCACUUCAAGGAGGAGCUGGACUUGCAUGAGAAGGGAGAGGAUACGAGGUCUGCGGACACAAUCGUAAUAUUACACGAUGCUGUCUAUGGCCACCGAUAUUCGAGGCCGCGAACAUCCAAGGCGAGCCUGAGCACGAUUGUGGAGAGGCCAGAGAGGAUACAUGCGAGCAUUCUGGGACUAUCGGCAGCAUAUGUAUGUCUGGGGGAGCGGCACGCGGACGGGCAGUUUCCACUGCACCCAGAUAGGGAUGUCUCUUCGAUGCCCAGCCUGCCGUUUUGCAUUCGCAAGACCACGCGCAAAAUGACCAUCUCUUCGCAGGCGGUUACGAAUGUGCACGGGGCCAAGUGGAUGGAGGAGCUGAAGAUCAUGUGCGACAGUGCAGAGAGCAGACUGGCUAUGAAUGGGAAGGAGUUGACGAGACCUAAUAUGAAUCGGAGUCCCGAUGAGAAGGUGCCGGAGAAGCUUCAUGAAGGUGAUCUUUACCUGUGCGCGGAGUCGCUGGAUGCCAUGGAGGGAGCUUUGGGCGCUGUGUGUGAGGGUGUGGAUGCCGUUUUCCAGGGUUCUGCGAGUGGAAAGGGACCGUUCAGGACAUUUGUUGCGAUUCGGCCUCCUGGGCAUCAUUGCUCGGCGAGCUACCCUUCUGGCUUCUGCUGGUUAAAUAAUGUGCAUGUGGGCAUCUCUUACGCGGCAUUAAGCCAUGGUCUGACCCAUGCGGCGAUCAUCGACUUUGAUCUUCACCAUGGAGAUGGAUCGCAAGCUAUUGCGUGGGAAAGCAACAGGCGCGCCACAUCUGCUCCAAAGAAUGCGCAUCAGUGGAAGAAGACCUCGAUCGGAUAUUUCAGUCUUCACGAUAUCAACUCUUACCCCUGUGAGGUGGGCGACGAGGAGAAGGUCAAGAACGCCAGUCUUUGCAUUGAGAACGCUCAUGGUCAGAGCAUCUGGAAUGUCCACUUACAGCCGUGGAAGAGUGAGAACGAAUUCUGGGAACUGUACGAGACGAAGUAUUCGAUUCUUCUGGAGAAGACUAAGAGCUAUCUGCGGACACAGACGGAUCGCCUACGAUCAAUGCCCCAUGGACCGAAGCCCAGGGGGGCCAUCUUCUUAUCUGCCGGAUUCGAUGCAAGUGAAUGGGAGAGUUCGGGGAUGCAACGCCACAAGGUCAAUGUGCCUACGGAGUUUUACGCGCGCUUGACCAGGGAUGUUGUCGAGCUGGCUGGUGAAGAAGGUCUCGCGGUUGAUGGUCGAAUUAUCAGUGUUCUCGAAGGAGGCUAUAGUGAUCGAGCUCUGUGCACCGGUGUGCUAAGUCAUCUGAGUGGUAUGUCUGCUGGCGACCCCAUGGUUAUUAGUAAGGAACGCAGUCCGACAGGGCUUGGACAUGAAAUGAGCACGAAGAUUGGCACCUUCGAUGGAAAGAUUGCCCCGGAGACUUCGACUGCAGGUUCACAAGUCCAGGAUUACGAUCCCUCAUGGUGGUCUGUAGCUCGACUCGAGCAACUUGAUGCUGUGGUCCAUCAAGGACCGAUUCCCUCAGAGCCCAGGAGGCCACGAUACGCUCCGGCACCGACAUAUUCGUCCCCGACCCAAUCUUUUAUCGCCAAAGUGUCCUCUCCGUCGGCCAGAAAAAACGUUGCCAACAUGGGCGUGCGAAAUGGGUCUCCUCGUGCCCCCUUGAGGGCACCAUCUCCGCCCCCUCCAGAGGUCGACUGGGCGGUAGCUGCCCAUGAACUAAGUAAACUUCUCAUUCCAACCGACAGACAGACUAUGAGCUGCAGGCAAGAAGAUCUGUCUGCAGAAGCCACUCGUGCCAGGCGAGACCGGCAAUCUGUCAUGACACCACCCACCACGGCCGAGCCUGUGGAGACGUCAACUGGUAGAAUGGCUUUGAGGGCGAGAAAGCCUGCGAAGCCGCUUGUUGAGAGCGACGAGGAUGGGGUCAAGAAGCCUGUCGCGAAGGCCAGCCGUCGGAAGACUGUUGCUGGGGCCGCUCUUCUUGCCGGUAGUACUGCGCCAUCAAGGAGCACAACCCCGAUGCCAGACUAUACCAAACCCACCGCUCAAUCCAGCCGUCGGCUCAGCUUAUCUUCCAAUGCUGGAUCUGUGAUUUCGGAGGUACCACCGCGUAAGAACGGCUACAGAGUAGCAUCUAACGGAAGACUGUCAACGCGGCCCGGAACUGCUCAAAGUGUCCGACCAGAAUCUUCCAUGAGCGUGCGCGGCCAAUCUGCUGCGCCAACUGCGGUCAAGAAGACGAGAGCACCGGUUCAGCCUAGGGAGGCCCCCAAGGUUUCGCGCGUUCGCAGAAAAUCGCCACUCAAUAAUAGUGGCGUAGCGCCUACCUCGGAUAUUGACAGUCUGACCUCGGGAAUGAAAAAAGUGAAGAUCAGUCUGACGACCAAAGCGCAGCGAGAGGCAAAGGCAGCAGCUGCGAAGCCUGCAGCCCCCAAAUCUCCAAGACCAGCGCCGUCGACGAAAGAAGUUGCAACACCUCCGCGGCAAUCUGCAGCUUCAUCAACAGCUGGUGAUGUGACCCCCGCUCCACCACAGCCUGAGCCGGUAGCAGCGUCUACUCCUAAACUACCAUCAACACCUCGACCUCCAGUCCCAACAGACCUUCAGAAACCAGCUCGGGUUUCUCUCACGGCCUCUUCGCCUCUUUCGCCGCCUGUGCCGCAUAACGGUAGCAACGCGUCCUGCCCUGCAAAGCCCAUCCAGCCUUCUUCUGCUGCCGCCCCUGAUGUCUUUAUUCCCUAUCAACCCAAAGGUCCUCUGCCUCUGGCGCUGGCGGCGCAAGAACAUCCCCUGCAGUGGUUAGAGCCCAACACUAAUACGCCGAGUCCAAUGAAGGUGGGCCAGAAAAAGGGAAAUAACUUGCCGGUCUUCACGAGUACUAGUGCGAUUCCAUUCGGAUUUCCAAAUCCAAAUGGCGUGAAGAAGCAGAGGGAAUUGAAUGGGAUUAGUAAGGGGGACAGAAUGGAGGGGAUUGUAAAGAGCGAGGAGAUGAAGAAGUAG
This is a messenger RNA of Drepanopeziza brunnea f. sp. 'multigermtubi' MB_m1, 3597 nucleotides long. NCBI's taxonomy places the organism in Eukaryota, Fungi, Ascomycota, Leotiomycetes, Helotiales, Drepanopezizaceae. The record is from RefSeq and is a predicted model, not a curated record.